Molecule: messenger RNA, 438 nt
Organism: Perca fluviatilis (European perch)
Lineage: Eukaryota; Metazoa; Chordata; Actinopteri; Perciformes; Percidae
Product: stonustoxin subunit beta-like
Exons: 3
Coding region: 1-438 (145 amino acids)
Source: RefSeq, a predicted model, not a curated record
AUGGGGCAACAGCUGAGGGAGAGCGCGUGUCCUCCGUCCCCCAUGCUGGACCACCACCCUGACCCUGUUGGAGAAUGGGCCUCAGGUAACAUGAACGUUGCUGCCCUGGGUCGACCUUUCACCCUGGGAAUGCUCUAUGAUGCUCGGACAGAUAAUCUGAUCCCAGGUUUGACACUGUGGGAUGAUAAAACUCUACAAGGCAAGAUAAGUGAAAGCUCUCAGCGAACCAGUAAGUCUCAUAUUUCGACAUCUGACUCCACUGAAUCCAAGUGCAAGCUGCUGGAUGUUGAAGUUUCUCUGAAGGCCAGUGUCCUGGGUGGACUGAUUGAAUUUGGAGGAUCUGCCAAGUAUCUGAAUGAUCAGAAGAAAUUCCUCCAAUCAGAGCAGAGUGACGUGUCAGUACAAAACUACCACCAACUUCAAGCAGUUAAUGAUUGA